GAACUCGGGAAACCACCGAGUUCGGUCGGUUCCCUACAGCGAGUCGCGGCACCCCUAUAAAAGCCGAGCCUUCCCAUGGCACGCCAUCCACUUCGUUCUGCUCUUUCAACGCAUCAAGAAGACUCAGCGAGAAUCUUUUGAUCGACACCAGUCCUCAAUCCAAUUCAACAUCAUGCCUAACAAAGGAGAUGCCAACCGCACAAAUCAGUGCAACCCGAACCAUCAAUCUACGGGCCCGGGUCAUAAAGCGGAAUACCAAGGGGCGCAAUCGAACCGCGACAACCGUAGCAACCAGCUUAAUCCUAACAAUCCCGAAUUCGGAGGUGGCAACAAAAAAUAAGAAGACAUAUGAUUUUAUGUGUCAAUGAGAUCAAAAAUAAUAAUGUAAUAAAAUCUCAAAAUAUGUAAAAGAAA
Nasonia vitripennis (jewel wasp) is the source of this 414-nucleotide messenger RNA. RefSeq lists its product as uncharacterized. Lineage: Eukaryota; Metazoa; Arthropoda; Insecta; Hymenoptera; Pteromalidae. The record is from RefSeq and is a predicted model, not a curated record. The coding region runs from base 173 to 340 and encodes 55 amino acids. The transcript is spliced from 2 exons.